UGUGUUGGGAAUAAAGACCUAGCCGUGUGGGGAGACUCUGGCUGGGAUGGUCUAGGGGCCUACAGGGGAGGGGAAAAGUUUGAAGAAGAGAUGUAAGACUAGAUCCAGCGAAAUGUUUACGCCAUCAAGAGUGAAAUGCGGGCGAAGAAUGGCCGAAGUAGUAAAGGAGCGCUUGGAUUGUUUGUAAAGAAAUGUGCUGUUAUGCACUGAGGUUCUGGGGCCGCACCGGGUACGGCCGGCCCGCGGGAUCACACGUGUGCGCUGCUUGUCUCUGAGGCUGACCAGAGAGUAGAGGGGAAAGCGUGACCCGGGGCGGCAGCUCAGCAUCGGGCACGCGAGGCUUUUAAUCAGAAGCUUAAGGAAGUGACAGAAAAUGCUCAGAAAGGGAAGCCGCAGAAUGGGGAAGUCAACGGGUGGCUGGUGAGCGCCGCAAGGAAAGGGGAAGGCGGGCGAGGGGAAGGAGCUGAGGAGACGGUGCAGACGCGGGGUUGUCAGAAACGGGCGGAGGAUGGUGGAAGCGCUCAUUGGCCAGCACAGGAGCAAUUGGCUGCGGGGACGCUGGGAGCACCGGGGAAGCCGGCUGAGUGCAAGGAGGACCUGGAGGAUGUGAUGGAGCAGGACAAGCCUCAGUGUUAAUAAGGCAGCCAAGCCGUGUCAGAAGUUAAGAAAAUGAACUGAGUGCUGGAAGGAAAAGAUCUGGGGGCUCCCAGGGGCCGAGCGAGAGGAAGAUGCUGCUGCUGACGCGGGUUGUGUGGCUCUUAGUGCUCUGCGCCAUGGCGCUCGGCUGCCCCCGCAUUAUCUCACGCAAAGUGUGGAGUGCCCGGCCCCCGAAAAGCAGGGUCCUGCUGAGGACCCCAGUGUCCUACGUCAUCUUCCACCACACGCGACAGAAGUGGUGCUACUCAGCGUUCACCUGCAUCCAGAAGGUCAAAACCAUCCAGAACUACCACAUGGACAAGAGGGGCUUGGCCGACAUCAGCUACAACUUCCUGAUCGGUGAGGACGGCAGAAUCUACGAGGGCAGAGGCUGGAGAACGAGGGGGGCCCACAUCAAAGGCUUCAACUAUGAGUCCCUGGAACUUGCCUUCCUGGGCACCUUUUCCACAGGUACAAAGCCCAGCGCCGUCGCCCUGAACCUCAGCAAGAAACUGAUUCAAUGCGCCAUCUCCAAGGGCAUCCUGAGCCCCAACUACGUCGUGAUGUACUAACUGACUAACCUGGCACUGACCUCUCCAGGAUCAUCAGCAGGGGGCCCAGGUUCAACACCCGAGUCCCUGCAGCCUCGGGGCAGCCCCUGUGCCCAUCGCUGACCCCACCCGUGGCUUCUACCUGCUUGAGCAACACCUCCUCCCCCCAGCAGGGGGCAGCCUCCUGCUUCUCACCCACCUGCUGCCUCCUGGGGCCCAGAGAGCAGGGGUCUGAGAGUUGGGGUUACGCUCCCCUCUCCCCUGGGCUCUGCUGCCCCCCUCCCCCGGGGCUCAGAUUUCUAAUGGU
Molecule: messenger RNA, 1494 nt
Organism: Dermochelys coriacea (leatherback sea turtle)
Lineage: Eukaryota; Metazoa; Chordata; Testudines; Dermochelyidae
Product: peptidoglycan recognition protein 3-like
Exons: 5
Coding region: 729-1208 (159 amino acids)
Biological process (GO): peptidoglycan catabolic process
Molecular function (GO): N-acetylmuramoyl-L-alanine amidase activity; zinc ion binding
Source: RefSeq, a predicted model, not a curated record